AUGUCAGGGUUAGAACAUCUACAGAACUUAUCUAUCCAGCCGUCAAAUCGGAGUACUCAGCAGCAACAGACCAAUUCUCAACCACAAUCACAAUACUCACAACUGGCGGCCAAACGAAGAUCAGCAAGAGACUAUCAAUUUGGAGCGAAAAUAGGAGAAGGAUCAUAUUCCACAGUAUACUCUGCAUUGGAUAAAUACACCAAUAGAACUUAUGCUAUUAAAGUGUUAUCGAAACGACAUAUAGUGAAAGAGAACAAAAUUAAAUAUGUCAAUAUUGAAAAGACCACUUUGAACAGAUUGGGUCAACAACAUCCCGGGAUUGUUCAAUUAUAUUAUACUUUCCAAGAUGAGAGUAGCUUGUUUUUUGUUUUGGAUUUUGCAGAAUAUGGGGAGUUGUUGUCAAUCAUUAGAAAAUUUGGAUCUUUAUCUGAAUCCGUACUGAAAUUUUACAUGUGUCAAAUAAUAGAUGCAGUUAGGUUUAUUCAUCUGAAAGGGGUGAUCCAUCGAGAUUUGAAACCAGAGAAUAUUUUAGUUGGACAUGACUUUAAUUUAAAAAUCACCGAUUUUGGAGCAGCCAAGUUAUUAGGCAAUCACGAAGAGUUCAAUGGCGAGAAAAUAGACUAUAAUUCAGUAGAUGCCAGUCCAGAGGUAUCUGAUACUGAUCGAAAGGGAUCGUUUGUGGGCACAGCUGAAUACGUUUCUCCGGAAUUACUUAAGCACAAUAUAUGCGGUUUUGAAUCUGACAUUUGGGCUAUUGGGUGUAUAUUAUAUCAAUUCUUUAAUGGCGUUCCGCCGUUUAAAGGAAGCACCGAGUACUUGACUUUUGAAAAGAUUAUAAAUGUGGACUAUUCAUACAAAUCACCCAUACCCUUACCGCCAGACGUGAUCCAAUUGAUUGAUCUGAUACUUAUUUCUGAACCAUCUGCACGAGCAACAAUCCCACAUAUCAUGUCAUCAAGGUGGUUUUCUGACAUACCUUGGGACGACCAAAAUUUUAUAUGGCAUAGGAAGGUUCCCCGGUUUGAAGCAUUUGGCGCCAUUACACCGUCACCAGCAAUGCCUCCAAUGAUGAAGAACGGAACCAACAGAAAUGUCAAUAAAUCAAACUCUUACCACCAAUUGCAGUCACAGAUACUGGCCUCUGAGUUUGGAUUUAUUCCUUCAAUUGCAGCAAAAAAAUCGUACAAACCACCAACAAUGAUAAAGAAUAACGUAGCAAUGCCUGCGUUGAAUCAAACUACAUAUAAUCAUAACUACCAACAACAUGUACCGCUCCCUCCUCCAGUAUCGUCACAACCAUUAACACAACAGAACGUACCGCAACAAAUUCAACCGCAAAGAAGUGGUUCUGCACAAACGCCCCAGUUUGCACCAGUUUCGGCUUCUAGCCGACAACCUGUUGGUAACAUGCAAACUAGACAAGCUGCACCACAAGUAUUGGUACAACAAAAAACUCCCCCUUUCCCAAAGGAGAAGAACAGUACACCAAAUUUAAGGGACAAUACAUCUUUUGCACAAAUGGCUCCCAGAAGGAAUGGGGAGAUACCUGGACAACCUCAACAACAAAUACCAUUGCCAAAAUCGCAACAAUCACCACAACCACAACCAAAAGCUCAAUAUCAACUGCAACAGCAAAAACAACUGGAAGAUAUAAGGGGUUCUAAAAAUACAUCAGCAAAUGCAGCAGCCGCAGCUUUUGCUACAAAAAAUUUACCACAGCCAAAUCACAAAACAUCUAAGGACUCAUCAACACCGCCACCACCACCACCACUACCACCAAAGAUCAAAAAAGUGCAGGAAAAUUUCAUUAAAUUUAAUGAAGUCUCUGGGCUAUUGAAGCCGGAUGAAAAGAUUUUAAAAAUGGACAAUUUGAUCAAGCUGGUAUUGAGCAAGAGAUAUCUAAAUAAACCCGAAUACCAGGUUUUAGAUGAUUCUGUUUUGGAUGAAUUGACAUCCAAGUACGCCAGUAUCCUUAAACAAGAAUCUAAAGCAGUUAUCACUAUUGUCACUAACAUGGCUCGUGUAUUCUUUAUAGAUGCAUUUUUGAAUGUCAUGCUAGUGGACUUGAAGGCAAACAAGGGGGCAGACUAUCUGAUGUAUGAUUAUGAAUUUGAAAAUACAGUUGAUGAAGAUGGUAAUUUACUUUCGAAACAGGAUGAAACGUUUGGAUACUUGAUAAUCGAAUUGAUCAAAGAUGGUGGGGAUUUGGUAUUCCUACAGAGAGUUAGCGACGAGCAAAGAUUAAGAUUGACCAAUGCUGUCAAGGUUUUAGAUAAAAAAGGCGAAGAAGUAGUUGUUGGAUCAAGUCAUGGAUGGAUUGACUGCUUGUUAAUAGCUCGAGAGAUAUCAAUCGAGCAAAGCGAAGAUAACAAAAAGCCACGAUCUGUGAGCUCGUCAUCUAAUGUAAGUAUUAAUGAAGUUAAAUCAGAGAAAGCCAAAAAAAAGAAACUGUCAUUAUCAAAUAAAAAGCCCAGAUCCAAGAAGAAGGGAACAAGCUCUAAUGGGACUCCUCAAACAACACCAACCCCAACUCAACAUUCAAACUUUGCAUUUGCAGCAGCAGCAGCUGUGCACCACCAAAAAUAA
Candida albicans SC5314 is the source of this 2586-nucleotide messenger RNA. It is a transcript of the gene PKH3, whose product is annotated as protein kinase. Gene Ontology annotation, biological process: peptidyl-serine phosphorylation; intracellular signal transduction. Gene Ontology annotation, molecular function: protein serine/threonine kinase activity; ATP binding. The record is from RefSeq and is a predicted model, not a curated record. Lineage: Eukaryota; Fungi; Ascomycota; Pichiomycetes; Serinales; Debaryomycetaceae. Bases 1 to 2586 code for a protein of 861 amino acids. The transcript has a single exon.